AUAUGACAGAUGCGUUUCUAAAUUAAAGAUGGAAACCACUCCAUAAUGCACAAACAACAAACGACAUUUACACCAAAUAUUUUGUUUAAAUGAAAAAAAAAAAUUCAUAAAAAUAGUGAAUACAAUUGAAUUAUUUUGAUACGGUGAAUAAUAAUAAGAAGAAAACCUUCAAAAUGAUGAUGCCAAGACGAGGUGGCAAACGCAUCCGAAUGGAUGAUCCUGUUCCGAUGGAAUAUGAAGAAGAUAUGUAUCGUGGCGGUGUUGGUGGCAGUAGUGAUCAUUUGAAUGAAAGUUAUUCAGAUCAAGGCGAUGGAGAAUCACCAGUUAAAGGUGGUCGCAUGACUAGAUUGAGGGCUAGGGGUGGUAUACGUGAUCGGCCGCCAAUUAUUGAUGAUGACGAUGAGGAAAUAUUUCGUGCGACACCACCGACACAAUCAACCCGUAAGCGCAAAGCAGGACGUCCACCUCGGCUAGUUGUCGAAAAAGUUGUGGAACGAGUUGAAAAACCGAUUGUGGAGAAACCACCAGUUGUUCAUCAUGACAAUCGUCGUGAUAAUGAACGAGAUGUAACAGAGGAUGAAAACAGUUUAUACUACAUCAUUCGAAACUCAAAAUCAGCGAUAGCGAGCAUCGUUGAUGAAUGGAUUGAGAGUUAUAAGCAGGACAGAGACCUUGCACUCAUGGUUUUAAUGCAGUUUUUCAUCAAUGCAAGUGGUUGUAAAGGUCGCAUUACACCUGAAAUAUCAUUUAUGGAACACACCGUUAUCAUUCGAAAAAUGACAGAAGAAUUCGAUGAAGAAAGUGGUGAAUAUCCAUUGAUAAUGCCAGGUCAACAAUGGAAAAAGUUCAAAGUAAACUUUUGCGAUUUUGUGCAAACGCUCGUCAAACAAUGCCAGUAUUCAAUUAUUUUCGAUCAAUUUCUAAUGGACCAUUUGAUUUCAUUGCUAACCGGUUUAUCGGAUUCACAAGUUCGUGCUUUUCGUCAUACGGCCACAUUGGCGGCCAUGAAACUUAUGACGGCUUUGGUUGACGUUGCACUCUUGGUAUCGGUUAAUUUUGACAAUGCAGCACGUCAAUAUGAAACUGAACGAUUAAAAACACGAGAUAAACGUGCCAAUGAUCGAUUGGAAUCGUUAUUGACAAAACGCACUGAAUUGGAAGAGAACAUGGAAGAAAUCAAAAACAUGUUGACUUACAUGUUCAAAUCGGUGUUUGUGCACAGAUAUCGAGACACAUUGCCCGAGAUUCGGGGCAUAUGCAUGAGUGAGAUUGGUGUAUGGAUGAUUAAAUUUCCAGUAAAUUUCCUGGAUGAUUCCUACCUCAAAUACAUCGGUUGGACCCUACAUGACAAGGUUGGCGAUGUUCGUUUGCGGUGCUUACAGGCUUUAUUGCCACUGUACGCAUCUGAAGAUCUCAAAGGCAAACUGGAAUUGUUCACAUCCAAAUUUAAAGAUCGUAUUGUUGCCAUGACAUUGGAUAAGGAAUUUGAUGUGGCUGUCAUUGCGGUUAAAUUGGUGAUCAGCAUUCUCAAAAUCCAUCCAGACAUUCUAACGGACAAAGAUUGUGAAAUCGUUUAUGAAUUGGUGUAUUCGUCACAUCGUGGUGUUGCUCAGGCGGCCGCUGAAUUCUUGAAUGUACGACUUUUCCAUUUGGAUGAAGAUUCAAUCGAUGUUGUUAAGACGAAACGUGGCAAAAAACGUUUGCCGAAUACACCAUUGAUUCGGGAUUUGGUACAAUUUUUCAUUGAAUCUGAAUUACACGAGCACGGCGCAUAUUUGGUGGAUUCAUUCAUUGAUAACAAUCCAAUGGUGAAAGACUGGGAAUGUAUGACCGAUCUAUUGAUGGAAGAGCCCGGACCGAACGAAGAACAAUUGGACAAUAAGCAAGAGUCAACAUUGAUUGAGAUUAUGGUUAGCGCUGUUCGACAGUGUUCUAGCGGUGAACCGCCAGUUGGACGCGGCACAAGUCGCAAAAUGACACAAACGUCCAAAGAGGUGAAACAAGUGCAAGAAGACAAACAAAAGAUGACUGAACAUUUCAUACAAACAUUACCAACAUUGUUGCAACGGUACGGUGCCGAUGCUGAGAAACUAGCCAAUUUGAUGGCCAUUCCACAAUAUUUCGAUUUGGUGGUUUAUACCAAUUCCCGACAAGAGGCUAAUUUACAAGCAUUUUUGGAUAAAAUGGGCAGCAUAAUGCUUAUGCACAACGAUCGUGAUGUGCUCGAAACGUGUUCAAAAACAUUGGAAUUCUUGUGUACAGAAGGCAGUGGCAUUUUCACAAAAUGUGAUAUUGCACGAUCAAAUAUCAUCGAUCAAUGUGUAAAUCGUUACAAAGAGGCCAUCGACGAUUGGCGUAAUUUGAUUGCCGGUGAAGAGGUACCAAACGAAGACGAAAUAUUCAACAUCAUUGUCAGCUUGAAGAAAGUGUCCAUUUUGUAUUCGUGUCACAAUUUAAAUCCAUGGGGCAUUUUCGAUUCAUUGUACGAGGAUCUUGAUGAGUGCCAAUCACGGACAGCAGAAGGCAAGGCACUUCCAAACGAGGCAUUGGUUUAUUGCAUCGAAUCAUGCUAUUUCGCAAUAACAUGGGGACAACACUUUUUGGAAAAUACAUGCGAACCACAAAAUCAAGAAGAGGCGUCGUUAAUUCUGCAACGAAAUCUCUUCAAAUUUAUGAACGUCUGCACUGAACUAGUGCGAUCGAGUAAAGUUAUUGAAAUUCGAGAAGCAGCUUUCAAAUCAAUUUGUGACCUCUUGAUCAUUUUCUCGGACGUACUGGCUUCGAUAAAUCCCGUUUAUAAGAAACUUCAUUUUAUUUCAACGGCCGAACAGCAAGCUGUGCUGAAUGGAUUUGUUCAGCAUUAUGUAUUUGCUACACAAGAAGAAGAGAGCCAUGAUGAAACACGCAUCGAAGAAUUGCACAAAAAGCGAAACUAUUUGGCCGCCUACUGCAAAUUGAUAGUGUACAAUGUAAUCCCGAUCAAGUCAGCUGCGGAUAUUUUUAAGCAUUAUCUGCGCUGUUACAAUGAAUACGGAGACAUAAUAAAAGCAACAAUGGGAAAAGCACGUGAAAUCAACAAAAUCAAUUGUGCACUCACAAUGUGUAUGAGUCUGAUUACCACAUACAAGGAAAUACAAAAGGUCAACGAUUCGAUUUAUGUAUCGAAAAAUGCACAAGCAUUCACAGAUUUAAAGGAAUUGGCAAAACGAUUUGCACUUUCAUUCGGUUUGGAUGCGGUGAAAAAUCGGGAGGCCAUCAUUUCAUUACAUCGAGCUGGUAUAUUAUUUGCUGUGCAAAGCAAUAGCGAUGCCUUUGAUGAUCCGUCAGCACCACCACCAUGCUUGCUAUUCCUUGAGAUUUUGAAUGAAUUCACAAACAAAUUGUUGAAACAAGAUAAGAAAGUUGUAUUGAACUUCUUGGAACGACGCGUAUCACCGGGAAUGCCAUCGAGUCGAGCAGAAGACUGGCAACCGUUACAAAAUUAUAAAAACGCAUUGAUGCACGGUGAAACUGAUCAAGCUCCAGUCACAUCAAAACGAGCAUAUACAAAGCGUCGAAAGGAGCAGGAUGCAAACGAAGAAGAUGACGAAGAGAAUGAGAAUUCCGAUGCCGAUCCAGAUUUUAGAGGAUAGAAGAAAACACAUUUUGCUUUUGUGAAACGAAAUUUAAGAAAUAAAAAUCUCAAUGUCACAUUAAUUUAGAAACCAUAGCCAAAAUAAGCCAAUAAAGAAUAAGCAAAAUUAAAAUCGAGCGGCGAUUA
Contarinia nasturtii (swede midge) is the source of this 3760-nucleotide messenger RNA. RefSeq names its product cohesin subunit SA-1 (gene SA1). Lineage: Eukaryota; Metazoa; Arthropoda; Insecta; Diptera; Cecidomyiidae. Gene Ontology annotation, molecular function: chromatin binding. The record is from RefSeq and is a predicted model, not a curated record. Gene Ontology annotation, biological process: sister chromatid cohesion. The transcript is spliced from 15 exons. Gene Ontology annotation, cellular component: nucleus; chromatin; cohesin complex. The coding region runs from base 174 to 3632 and encodes 1152 amino acids.